This is a messenger RNA of Recurvomyces mirabilis, 1647 nucleotides long. RefSeq lists its product as uncharacterized. The coding region runs from base 1 to 1647 and encodes 548 amino acids. The transcript has a single exon. The record is from RefSeq and is a predicted model, not a curated record. Lineage: Eukaryota; Fungi; Ascomycota; Dothideomycetes; Mycosphaerellales; Teratosphaeriaceae.
AUGAACACCACAAACGGCGAAAUGGUCGGAAACGCUGGCAAUGCAAUCGCCGACCUCGUAGACCGAGCAAAGGUGCUACUGGCUGAAUUGCAGAUUUUCCGGGAUCGUCUACGCCACCUUCGACAAGAAGGUAAUGUCGAGCUUGGCCAUUUUCGAGGGACUAUACAGUCGGAAUUGAAGAUGUUAGAACGUCUACUUGACAAGCCGCAUGACGUGGCUACGAUCCAUGUGGCGAGAUCCUCGAAUCUACCGUUCCUCGAAACAUUAUGGAGCACGGUCAAGAAGUCUAGGAGAGUGACCUCGCUACAGAAACGAGUGUAUACCACUCCAGGCGUCAAGCAGGCAUCUCGAAGCAUUCCAAAGGCGAAUCCCAGUGGGACUCCUACAAGAGGAAGGGGCCUCAAGGACAGUGCUGUAGUCGUCGAUGCCAUCACAGAUUCUGGCAGAACAUGGACGAAAGUGUCGUUAAUCACGAACUCACGAUUACUUUUCGAUCUCGCGAAACAAGGUUGGGACUCAGGAGGCUCAGACUUUGAUGAGGACGAGGACAACGAACAGCUUGGCUCGGGGUUAGACGAUCAAGACCGAGAUGUGCCGUUGGUCAAGACCGCUAAAGAGCUUUGCCAAGCUGCGAAAAGUUUUCGUGUUCGAACGAAGCAUCCCGUCGUUCAUAUAGUCCUCCCACGAGUGAAGUAUGGCGAGACACCCGAGGUUGACACAAUGCUUGAUGCCUGCAAAGCUGCGGGUGCAACAUUGUAUUGCGGAAUCGACUUGACUAGUCCGCCGGAAAUCAACAUAGCCAUACAAACCAUGGCCCCCGACCCGCUGACGUCUUUCUCUGACGUUUUGAACAUUGAUUGCACCAUCCUGUUAGCGCUAGUCUCGGAGUUCUCACACGCAAAGGUCUCGAAGCAACCAUGGUUCCACACUGCUCUGCGACGCCAGGUUGAGAUCGAGGACAACGAGAAAUUGUUGCCGUCUCUACUCUAUCCUGCCAUGGGAAGGCACAGAUUAGUCUGCACUGAGGAAGCAGCAAGUCGUAUGCGGGAGAUUGUCGACACAAUCGGUACAACGUCGGAGAAAGCUCGAACAACCAUCAUGCUGGGCGACGACAAAACACUCUCUCGCGCAGCGUUGAUCGAAGAGAUGCAGGCCUGGUCUGCUUACGAAGUUCCGGCGGAGUGGCAGUUACCUAUAGAAGUGGUUCAGCAGGAUAAGAAUGGCUGUCUUAGUGCCCUGCCAAAGCAGGCCCACGAUGUGGCCAAAGGCAUGACUUCUAUCAACACAUCUGUGUUCCUGUACGGGUGGGCGAAGCAGCGAACCACUAUCACUAGCAAUCGUACGGUCGUUAAACAGAUAGAGACAGAUCUAGAAGCCUUUGAGGACCUAGAAGACGAGGCUUGGCCGAAGUUAUGGCUGUGUCCAACUGCUCGAUCUUUGGUCGGCAAAGAGAAAAGAAGUGCAAAGAAGGCUGAAAGUAGGGAUGGCGGUGCCUGGCCGUUGCCCGAUCCUCUUCGUCGAGAACAGCAGAGACGGAACGGGUUGGAUGUGCUUGAGCUAAGGGAAGGUCAUGAGGUCGAGGACCGACGACCAAAUGGAUAUCCUUGUGAAGAUGUGCUAGCGGCUAAAGCUGCGACGUUGCGAUGA